Molecule: messenger RNA, 978 nt
Organism: Phaeoacremonium minimum UCRPA7
Lineage: Eukaryota; Fungi; Ascomycota; Sordariomycetes; Togniniales; Togniniaceae
Product: putative gtp-binding protein ypt3 protein
Exons: 2
Coding region: 1-978 (325 amino acids)
Biological process (GO): intracellular protein transport
Cellular component (GO): endomembrane system
Molecular function (GO): GTPase activity; GTP binding
Source: RefSeq, a predicted model, not a curated record
AUGUCCUCGCUCGAGGCCAAGAUCGUGGUCCUCGGCGCCCAGGGCGUGGGCAAGACCUCGCUGGUGAUGCGCUACUGCAAAGGCGCCUGGAACCCCUCGCAGGUCACCUCCACCGUUGGCGCGAGCUUCAUGACCAAGCGCGUCGUCGACAGCGACACUGACACGGUGGUGCGCCUGCAGAUAUGGGACACCGCCGGCCAGGAACGCUUCCGCUCCAUCUCGCGCCUCUACUACCGCGGCGCCAAUGCCUGCAUCCUGUGCUACAGCAUCACCGACGCCCAGUCCUUCGCCGAGAUGGGCAUCUGGCUGACCGAGCUGCGCCGCAACCUGCCCCCGGACAUUGUGCUGCACGUCGUCGGCACCAAGGCCGACAUCGUCGCCCGCGACCCCUCCCGCCGCGAGGUCCCCUUCGAGCGCUGCAUCGCCUACGUCGCCGAGAACCUCGCCCCCGGCCUGGGUAGCACCCCGCCGCCCACCGCCACCCCCGGCGGCGCGACCGUCUUGCCGGGUUUCGCCAGCGCCGGAGGGGCGCCGCCCCUGAGCGGGCCCGUGAGCGCCGAGCCGCGCAGCCCUAGUAGCAAGAGGAGCAGUGGGUUCUGGGGCCAGGAGGUCGGGUGGGACGCAUGCCACGAGAUCAGCGCCGAGAGCGGCGAGGGCGUCGAGGAGGUCUUCCGCGUCGUCACCAGGAAGCUGGUCGAGCAGAACCGCAAGAUACAGCAGGCCCUGCUGGCCGCCACCUCGACCCCCGGCGGCGCCACGCCCAGCAUGGACGGCAGCGGCGGCCUCGGCGACGGCUCUGCUGCCGCUGGCUACUUUGACGGCGUCAACGCCAGGGGCAGCUUCCGUGUCGGGAGGGACAGGCGGAGCUGGCUGUUUUCGCCGGGCUUCUCACCCGCUGUCACGGUAGACCAGAGGGCGACAGGCGGGCCCGAGCAGACGCCAGACAACCCCGAGGCGAGAAGAAGGAAAUGCUGCUGA